This is a messenger RNA of Melampsora larici-populina 98AG31, 720 nucleotides long. RefSeq lists its product as uncharacterized. The transcript is spliced from 6 exons. Bases 1 to 720 code for a protein of 239 amino acids. NCBI's taxonomy places the organism in Eukaryota, Fungi, Basidiomycota, Pucciniomycetes, Pucciniales, Melampsoraceae. The record is from RefSeq and is a predicted model, not a curated record.
AUGCGAGGAACGAUGGAUGUCUUACGAAUUGGAAUGGAAGGUUUUGGGACCCGAACUGGUUGUGGUUCUGGUAACCAAAAGGGCGGAACGGGUUGGAGCUAUAUUGUACCGGUUGGAUGCUAUGUUGGAAAGUUUCCUAACCUGGUCGUCAUCGUUUCCAAGCGGAUUGCUCUUCUGACCCUGCUUACCUUUAUACAGUAUCGUAGUGCUAUCAUCCAGCACGACGUCGAACGUCGGAUUUCAACCACAUUGUCCUUGUGUCUCCUCAGCAUCUCGGCACACGUCUUCAUGUGGUACUGCUCGUCGACAUACCGGAUGAAUAAGUCUAUUGCAUCUAUCCAGUCUCCAUAUGACAUGAGGAGCUUGUCCUUCGGAGUCUAUCCAUUCGAGGUUGAAAACCGUCAACGACUCGAGUUUGAGAAUUGUUCGUCGACGAACACCAUCUCGCUUUCUGGGUCGAUCAGAUCUCUGACUUCUCUUUCCGCCUUCUUCUGCUUCAUCGGUUUAGGGGGUACUUCUGUUCUCUCCUCUCUCACUCCAUCCGUCAUCUCAUUCACGGCCGUCAUUUCGUUUGGAUCGUCACCUCCGGCUACUAUCGAUGCCGUCCUUUGGCGCUUAAUCCUCACGCUUGCUGGGUUUGGUGGCUGUCCCAGUACGGCUAUACUUGCUGUUACCAGGUCCUCUGGCUCGUACGGUACUACCCCGUAUGCCGCUCGAUAG